ACUGGUUUCUAUGUCGCGACGGAGGGAAAGAUGUAUUUCCUUCUUCCCGAUUGCUCUCCCCCAGUUUCCUCCCAUUCGCUGUAUUGUUCUCCUUGCAUUUAUACGAAGUUCUCAAACUCCUUGCAUUUGUAGCCGUUCGUUUCACAUCCCAGCAAAAAUCAAGAAUGACAGAAUCACCAUUUGUGCCAAGAGAGAGGCUUCUGAAGAAGCAGCAGCUCUUCCAGAGCAUUCACAAGCACACGUACCUGAAAGGGCCAUUUGACAAGAUCACCUCAGUUGCCAUUCCCCUUGCAUUGGCGGCUACCACUGGGUUCAUGAUAGCGCGUGGAAUCUACAACAUGUCUCAUGGGAUUGGGAAGAAGGAAUGAGAGGGGCGUUCUACUCAAAUGAUGAAGAAUGGGUUUGAAUUUGGAUGACAUUUUUUCUUUUUUCCCUGUAGUUCUAAUAAUGGUGUGGCGUCAAAUCUCGAAUUCUGUUGGAUUUAGAUGCAAUCAUUCCUUCUCCCCCUUCUUGUCAAGAUUAUUUUGUGUAUCCUUCAUGGAUUGCAGACAUAUUGAAAUCACAUUGCUUCUUUAGCUUUCUUCUC
Molecule: messenger RNA, 586 nt
Organism: Magnolia sinica
Lineage: Eukaryota; Viridiplantae; Streptophyta; Magnoliopsida; Magnoliales; Magnoliaceae
Exons: 3
Coding region: 165-368 (67 amino acids)
Source: RefSeq, a predicted model, not a curated record